AGUGACUUCAAACCAUCAUAAUAACAGCAGACGGCGCUUAAUUUUAGUGUGUUAACUUCUCCGUACUCUCUAUGUAAUUAAAAUGACUUUAUUUAACUAAAUAACUACCGCCACUUCAACCUUAAUGCCGCCGGACCUAUUUCCCCGUGAGCUUUGGUGUCGCUGAGCCGUGUAGACCAUGCAGGUUGGAGCGUCUGUGCGGGUCUCCGCCGCGCUGCCUCUGCUGCUGCUGCUGCUGCCGCUGCGGGUCCUCGCCGCCGCUGCAGCGGCCGCAGCCGCUCCGCAGCCUCACGUCGUCUUCGUCUUGGCGGAUGACUACGGCUGGUACGAUGUCGGUUACCACGGCUCCGAGAUUAAAACCCCCAACCUGGACCGACUGUCAGCCAAAGGAGUCCGCCUGGAGAACUACUACGUGCAGCCGCUCUGCACCCCCUCCAGGAACCAGAUCAUGACCGGCAGGUACCAGAUCCACACGGGUAUGCAGCACCAGAUCAUCUGGCCCUGUCAGCCCUACUGCGUCCCUCUGGAUGAGAAACUGCUGCCUGAGCUCAUGAAGGAAGCGGGGUAUGCCACACACAUGGUGGGCAAGUGGCACCUGGGCAUGUACAAGAAGGACUGCCUUCCCACGCGCAGGGGUUUCGACACGUACUUUGGUUACCUGCUGGGCAGUGAGGACUACUACAGUCACGUCCGCUGUUAUGAAGUGUCUCAUCUGAGAGUGAAUCGCUGCGCACUGGACCUGAGGGACGGGGAGGAGCCCGCCACCGGGUACACAGGAGCCUAUUCCACCGAAGUGUUCAGCCAGAAAGCCAUCAACGUCAUCAGAAAACACAACUCCAGCAAGCCGCUCUUCCUCUAUGUGGCGCUGCAGGCGGUGCAUUCUCCCCUGCAGGUGCCGGAGCGCUACACGGCCCCGUACAGUUUCAUCAGGGACCACCAUCGCAGGGCUUACGCCGGCAUGGUGUCGGCCAUGGACGAGGCGGUGGGCAACAUCAGCCUAGCUUUGCAGCAGGAGGGACUCUGGGACAACACUGUCCUCGUUUUCUCCACAGAUAACGGUGGCCAGACGCUGUCCGGUGGCAGCAACUGGCCUCUCCGGGGGAGGAAGUGGUCGCUCUGGGAAGGCGGUGUGCGGGGAGUCGGGUUUGUCGCCAGCCCGCUGCUGGAAAAACCCGGGACCGUUAACCACGAACUCAUGCACGUCUCCGAUUGGCUGCCUACUCUCGUGAGCCUGGCAGGAGGGAGCACCAACGGCACAAAGCCACUGGACGGGUUCAACAUGUGGAACACGAUCAGCAAAGGGUUAGCCUCACCCAGACUGGAGCUGCUGCACAACAUCGACGCUCUGUAUAACGACAUGGCUCCAUCUGCCAAUCAACACACGGCAGGUCAGAAGGUCACGGUCCACAUUAGUCUGGCCCCGCCCACUCGCAGAGACGGAGCGCUUCCUGCCUGCACGCUGCCGCCGGCGGGAAGUCAAACCCUGGAGGACUCAGGGCGAGGUCCAUGUUUGAAUCAAGGAAAUUAG
Messenger RNA from Cololabis saira (Pacific saury), 1528 nucleotides. It is a transcript of the gene arsb, whose product is annotated as arylsulfatase B. The record is from RefSeq and is a predicted model, not a curated record. Lineage: Eukaryota; Metazoa; Chordata; Actinopteri; Beloniformes; Belonidae. The transcript has 7 exons. Bases 179 to 1528 code for a protein of 449 amino acids.